ACGUUGACGGUUGACCAAGCUUAAAUUUCUUUGGGCGUGUUUCAUUCCAUUUCUUGUUUAUUUUAUGCUUUGUAUCAUAUUAUUUAUCGAUGAUCGUUUGAUUUUAAAAUGGGCUCCAGAUCCAAAACUGGUAUUUUUGCCAUGAGCUUUUAUGGGCUGGCAUCUCUAUUUAUAUUAAUAGCUUUCGUAAGCCCAUACUGGUUAGUUACGGAUGGUAAGCUCAGAAAUCCAAAGUUUCUCAAAAUUGGCUUAUGGCAAGUUUGUUUUAAUGGAUUUGAAGAAGUGCAUCAUUGGUAUGAUGUAUCUUUCAAAGGAUGCUGGUGGAUAUUUGAAGAGGAAUACUAUAUUAUACAUGAUAUAUUGCUACCAGGAUUUUUUAUAGCAACACAAUUCUUUUUUACUGUGUCAAUGUGCUGCAUUCUUAUUUCACUUUUUCUAUCAAUUUCAUACAUUAGGAAGGAUAAUGAUGAUGAGAACUAUGUCACUCUUUUAGUUACAUUUGGCACUAUUCUUGUUAUAGGAGGCUUCUCAGGAAUAAUAUCUGUUGUGAUAUUUGGAGCUCGAGGUGACGGACGUGACUGGAUGCCAAAUUGGGAACAUAAUGAUUUAGGCUGGGCAUUUGCGAUUGGUGUUAUUGGUGUAAUAUUGCUGUUCCCAGCUGGCAUACUCUUCUUAGUUGAAGCAAGAGUCCGAAAAUACAAGAGGUUACAUGAAAUGCAAAGCAGGGAGCCCUCUUCUUACACCAUGCAAGAGAGGAAAAUGGCAUAUUCGGGCCACACUGACAUAUAAUAGGUUAAGUUUUAUUAAUAAAUUUCUAGCUGCCUAUUACUUAAGUAUUAACAGUAAAUAAGCAGCUUUACAUAUUUCCGUCCAUUUGCAUACAGAUAAAUACAUUUUUACUUGUAUCAAUUUAGUAAUAAAUAGAAUC
Messenger RNA from Pararge aegeria (speckled wood butterfly), 928 nucleotides. RefSeq lists its product as uncharacterized. Gene Ontology annotation, cellular component: septate junction; membrane. Gene Ontology annotation, biological process: regulation of tube size, open tracheal system; septate junction assembly. The record is from RefSeq and is a predicted model, not a curated record. Lineage: Eukaryota; Metazoa; Arthropoda; Insecta; Lepidoptera; Nymphalidae. The transcript is spliced from 3 exons. The coding region runs from base 109 to 789 and encodes 226 amino acids.